This is a messenger RNA of Symbiodinium sp. CCMP2456, 3954 nucleotides long. NCBI's taxonomy places the organism in Eukaryota, Dinophyceae, Suessiales, Symbiodiniaceae. The record is from the annotation of a GenBank genome assembly.
AUGCCGACAAUCGAGGAGCUGAAGAAGUUUAUCGCCUCCCAUGAGGUGAAGAUCGAUGAUGCCGAGCAGGAGGCCGCGAACGAGCCGAACCGCAAGAAGAAGAAGGACCUGGAAAACGCUCUGAAAAAGCUGCAGAAUGACGAAAAGUACCUCAAGGCGAAGGAGGAUGUCAAGGCUGCAGAGGCCCAGGCCCAGAAAGAAGCGGAGCGAGCUGCUUUGAAUGGCAAGGCCGCGGACAAAAAGGGCGACAAGACGGCCAAGAAGAAGGAUGAGCCGAAGGCCGCACCAAAGGCAGACGCCAAAGCGGACGAGGCGACCUUCAAGGACAUCGACGAGGCUUUCGCUGCCUCCGGCAAGGAUGCCGCCGACAAGAAGGCCGUUGCCAUCAGCACUCUGGAAGCUUUGUGUGCAGCCACGCCGUUCGUUCUGCCAAGGCUGCCACAGCUCAUCCCCCUCUUCGACAACAGCAAGCUGGCAGCACCUGCUGUCAAGGCAGCCACGGCAAUCGUUGAGGCAGUUGCCCCGAAGGGUCAUGGCAUCGCAGAUCUGGUCAUGCCAACCCUUCUGGCCGGCAUCGACGACAAGAAGUGGAAGGUGAAGGUUGGAUGCAUCCAGGUCAUGCUUCCAGCACUGAAGCAGAUGGAGGAUCUCGUCCUCAUCAAUGAGGGUGUCACAACGCUGCAGCUCUCCCAGUGGCUGCCCACAAUCGUGUCCAAGCUUGCCGAGGCCGCCUUGGAAGUCCGCGCGGAGAUCCGAACAGCAACAGGGGCGGUCUUGAAGGAGAUCGGCGCUUUUGUUGCCAGCCCGGAGAUCAAGGCUCUCUCGGCGGAUCUGGUCACGGCCCUGGCAGAGCCCACGAAUCAAAAGCACACCCAGGGUGUCCUUGCAAAAAUGGGCAACACCACCUUCAAGUCAAUGAUCGACGAGGCAUCUCUGGCCUUGCUCUUGCCAAUUGUCUUGCGUGGUCUCAAGGACAGAGAAGCCACAAGCAAGAAGUGGUCUGCACAGAUUUUCGGAUCUGCAACACUUCUCGUGCGUGAUGUUGAUUUCCUCAAGCCUUACCUCAAGCCUGCGUUUUCCCUUCUCCAGGCUGCUCUGAACGACUCCGUCCCAGAGGUGCGGCGAGAGGCUGCCAAGGCAUUCGGCAUUUUGGAGCAGGUGCUCCCGGAAUGGUCUCGCACUGUUUGCCAGCCCUACCUCUUCGGCAAGCUGCGCGCCGGCGAUGCCUCCGAGCAGAUCGGGGCAUCCCUGGGCCUGGCCGAGGUCUUCGUCCGCAUGGAGAAGGCCAAACUCUCGCAGCUCCUUCCGGAGGUGCAGAAGGGCGCCAACGACGAGAAGUUGGCUGUGCGACGAGGGUUCCUGGAGCUCAUGGACACAAUGCCGCAGGCCAUGAAGAUGGACUUCGUUCCUUUCAUUGAGCGCUUGUUCCCUGCUAUGCUCUUGGGCGUCACUGGUGAGAAGGACAUCACCGAUGAUCCGGCCCUCAAGGCCGCCCAGGCCCUUGUGGGCCGCUUCGGCGAUCUGUGCCCGGAGCUGCUGAUCUCCGCCUUCGAGGGCGCGUACGCCGCGGCCCUGGGGUCAGGCGAUUGGAAGAAGUUCCAGAUUGUGCGCGAGAAGUCUAUGCAGCUCCUUCUGAAGACUGCGGAGAAGAUCCUGGAGCACAAGAAGUUCGGCCAAGACCUGUUGACCUGUGACGAGUGCUCAUCGAAGGAGAUCCGACUCCGCAUCCUGAUCCUCGCCUUCGUGGCCCGCAACGAUCCGGAUGCUGCGGUGAAGCGUGUUGCCAGCAACGUCUGGAAGACCUCCGGCGGCUCACCCAAGAUGCAGAAGACUAUCGCCCAAGAGCUGAGUGACACCAUUGCAAAGUGGCGUUCAGGUGCCAUGGGUGCCGGGCUGCAGAAGGUUGCAAAGGAAGCGCUUGCCGAGAUGGUCAAGGCCGGCGAUGCCGAGCAGCCUGCGGAGGAGCCUGAGGCUGUCAAGACUGACUUCGCUUUCGAGCCCGCGAAGACCUCGAACGAGGGAGCCGCUCGCAUCGCUGCAGGCGAGUCUCCCAACAGUCAAGAGGAAGGUGAUGUCGCAACGAAAGAGGAUUGCCAGAUGGUGAAAGCGGUCAAUGGUUUCUUCGAGAAGAAGACUGAGUUUGGUUCCCUGCCAGGAGACCUCCAGAAAUUCCUCUUGGCCGUUUCUGCAAGUGUCAUCCGCGAGGGCCACAAGAAGAAGAUGCCGGGACCCAAGGUCGUGGAGGAGCUUCAACUGGCCCUCCAGCAAGCUUGCGGCUGCUGCAAGGAACAGGCCGAAGGCUUCCUCAAGACGUUGCCAGAGUCGUCGGAGGCUGUGGCGCGUGAGGCCCUCGGCGCGGACUUCGAUGCAUUGGCGGGCGAGGGCUAUGAUGCCGAUACCCUGUUGCGCGUCGAGAACAUGUUGCUGAUGUACGGAGCGGGCAAGCUCCUUCUGAAGGACACGCUCCUCGAACUGAAAGCCAAUCGUCGCUACGGUGUCGUUGGUCACAACGGAGCAGGCAAAACGACAUUGAUGAAAGAGAUCGUCCAUGGCCGCAUUGUGGGCAUGCCGACUCAUCUUCGCUGCGUUCACGUCGACGAUUCCAAGCUGGGAGAGAUGAGCAAAAGCAGCUUGAACGCCUUGGAGUACGCCUUGUGUCUGCAAGUUAUUGGAGUGAAAAUGAAGGCCAUGGAGAUUGGCGUCACGGAUGCCAGCGCAGACAACCUCCGAAGAGUUGGCUUUCCAGAGAAGAUGUUUGAGGUGCCAGUGGCCGAGCUUUCCACAGGAUGGCGCAUGCGGCUGACCCUGGCCGUGUCCAUGCUGAAGCACGCAGACAUUGUCCUGCUGGAUGAGCCCACGAACCACUUGGAUCAGGAAUCUGUGGACUGGCUUGGAGACUACCUCCUUACUCUGACGAAGUCCUCCGUUAUGGUCAUUUCCCACGAGCCCAAGUUCCUCAACAAGAUCUGCACCGACAUUAUCUCCUACAAGGACAAGUCGCUGGUUUAUACGGCAGGAAACUUCGAUGCUUUCGUCAUGGCCAAGGGCAUCAAGGCUGACGACAUCGAAGCGCUGCUUUCCGGCAACUUGAAGCUCGACGAGGACGAAGAGGGCGAAGAGGGCGGUGACGACAAGAAGGCGGCCAUCGUUCAAGCUCCCAUUGCCGGUCCGCCCAAGAUUGCGUUCCCGAUCCCUGGUUCCGUGGAGGGAGUGAAGUCGAGCUCGAAGGCACGGCUGAGCAUGGCCAAACCACAGGAAGACCAUGUCCCCGAGCCCCGAAAGCCCGUAGCUGUGAAUCCACUGGAGGCCGUGAUUGAGUUCAAGAACCUGUCCUUCCGCUACGGCAAGGACAAGGACUACCUGAUCAACGAUGUGGCCGGCAAGCUGUCUUUGGGCUCUCGCGUUGCCAUCUGUGGACGAAACGGUUGCGGAAAGUCCACCCUCAUGACGUUGAUUUGUUCAGAGAUGAAUGCCACGGAGGGCAAGGACGGUAAGCUUGGCGACGUGACUCGCCACUGCAACUUGCGAGUGGCCUACAUGAAGCAGGACCACCUCAAGACCCUCGGACCAUACUUCGACACAUCUCCCUUGAACUACAUCACCCAGCGGUUCAAGAAUGGCUACGACGAGGAGCUGCAGAAGCGCCUCAUCGAGCCCGAGGAUGACGAAGAGGCGGCUCGACGGGCCACCCUCGCCAAGCAGUCGCCCGGCAGCCGUGCAAGCACUUACAAAUCGCCUGUCGGCACAUGGCACCUAAGGCAUGGAAAGUACGGGAACCAGGUGGGGGAGCUGCUGAGUCGAAGCAAGCAGGGCAGCCAGCUCUACUACGAGGCACAGCUUGACAGUUUUACGUUCCGGCCGAUGGUCGUUCAGAAGCUACUGGUAGGUUUCUGUCUUUGUGUGUCGCAAGCCACGAUUCUGAAGCUGGCAGGUCAAGUGGGAGGGCCUGGAUGA